Molecule: messenger RNA, 3697 nt
Organism: Sarcophilus harrisii (Tasmanian devil)
Lineage: Eukaryota; Metazoa; Chordata; Mammalia; Dasyuromorphia; Dasyuridae
Product: plasma membrane calcium-transporting ATPase 1-like
Exons: 2
Coding region: 260-3136 (958 amino acids)
Biological process (GO): regulation of cytosolic calcium ion concentration; calcium ion transmembrane transport
Cellular component (GO): intracellular membrane-bounded organelle; membrane
Molecular function (GO): P-type calcium transporter activity; PDZ domain binding; ATP hydrolysis activity
Source: RefSeq, a predicted model, not a curated record
GGGAAGAGUCCGGAGGCUUAGGUUGGCGGUUGCGCCUGGAGUUCUAGGUUGUCUGUCCAGCUGGCGAAGGGGAAGGGAGAAGAGGCUGUAGCUGACGAGGGCAAGCAGCCAAACGAAGCUGGAGGGAGAAGCCUUGGCAAAGUUCAGAGUGGCCAAUGAGCCCUCCUCGCGUCUGUCUUGGGUCUCCACCACUCCACUGAGGUUCUCCCACAUUGGAGAGCCACAGCCGCAGGUGAGCUUAAGAGACCUGGAGCAGCUGAUGAAACUACGGAGCUUGGAAGCGCUGGAGAGACUGGAGGGGCACUUCGGAGACGUGUCGGGGCUGUGUCUGCAGCUGCAGACGGACCCCGAGCUCGGACUCCCCUUAGAUCCCGGCGAGCUAAACCGCAGGCGGGAGCAGUUUGGCACCAAUGAGGUGCCCAAGCCCCGGAGCAGAUAUUUCUUGGAGCUGGUGUGGGACGCUCUGCAGAACACUACUCUAAUCUUUCUGGAGGUGGCAGCUGUCCUGUCGCUGGCCCUGGCCUUCUAUGAGCCCAAGGUCAGCGGAGACACCAAAGGCUGCUAUGUCGGCGGGGUCUCCCCGGAGGAAGAGGAUAACAAGGUGGUGCGCUGGCUGGAAGGCGCAGUCCUGCUGAUGUCGGUGGCCUUGGUAGUGCUCAUCACAGCCUUACACGACUGGAACAAGGAGAAGCAGUUCAGGAAUCUGGAGGAGGGAGUGAGCCUGAGUCAGAAGGGCAAAGUGAUGAGGAAUGGCCAGAUCCUGGAGGUCCCCGUCAAGGACAUCGUGGUGGGUGACGUGGUCCCGGUGUCCUAUGGGGACAUGCUGCCUGCGGACGGUGUGCUGCUCCAGGUGCAGAACUUAAAAAUGAAUGAGAGCUCCUUGACUGGAGAGUUGAACAUGGUGAGGAAGUCCCUGGAUCUUGACCCAAUUCUUCUGUCUGGGACCUAUGUGAUGGAGGGCUGGGGCAAAAUCCUCGUGACUGCUGUAGGGCCCAACUCACAAAUUGGGAUCAUCCUGACUUUGCUCGCUGCCAAUGCUCAGGAAGGAAGGCCGGAAGAGCAGAGAAAGGUUCCGGAGUGGGCCAUUCACGGCAAGAGCAUAAUAAAACCUAAACAUUACUCCUCCAAAGCAAAGUCCGUGCUGCAAAAGAAACUGACAAAAUUAGCCAUUCUGCUCGGGAAGUGCGGAAUGCUCAUGGCCACAGUCACAGUGAUUACUCUUGUGACCUAUUUUGUGAUUAACACUUUUGUGAUUGAGAGGCAAAAAUGGACUUAUGGUUGUACUUCGGUUUAUAUCCAAUACUUUAUUAAAUUUUUCAUUAUUGGAAUAACAAUCUUGGUGGUGACUGUCCCUGAAAGUCUUCCACUUGCAGUUACACUAUCUUUGGCUUACGCAGUAAAGAAAAUGAUGAAAGACAAAAAUCUGGUAAGGCAUUUGGAUGCUUGUGAGACAAUUGGAAAUGUCACAACCAUUUGCUUAGACAAAACUGGAACACUGACCAUGAACAGAAUGACUGUGGUCCAGGCUUAUAUUGGGGAGAAUCAUUACCAAGAGCUCCCCAAAAGCAAUUCCAUCCCAGAGCCUAUUCUGGGGUACCUUUUAAAAGGUAUCGCUGUUAAUUGUUCUUAUUCUUCCAAGGUCAUUUUCCCCAAAGAUGGUAAGAAGUUGGUACAACAAAUUGGCAAUAAGACCGAAUGUGCUUUAUUGGGAUUUCUUCUGCAUUUGGAAUUGGAUUAUGAGGCAGAAAGAAACAAAAUACCACAGCAGAAUUUGUAUAAGGUAUAUACCUUUAACUCAGAUAGAAAAUGCAUGAGUACUGUAUUAAAAUUGCCCAAUGGGGGUUUCCAGAUGUUCAGUAAAGGUCCUUCAGAAACAGUAUUAGAUAAGUGUUGUAAAAUCCUGAACAAAAUGGGAAAGCCUGUGGAACUGACAGAAACCAAAAAAAGAGAAAUUGUUCAAAAUGUCAUCGAGCCAAUGAGUUCUGAAGGACUUCAGAUCAUUUGUUUGGCCUUCAGAGAAUUCUCAGAUAAAGAAAAAGAACCAGACUGGGAAACUGAAGAGAAUAUCAUCACAAAACUUACUUGCAUUGCCGUGGUGGGCAUUGAAGAUCCUGUUAGACCUGAGAUUCCAAGUGCCAUUAGGAAAUGCCAGCAAGCUGGAAUCACUGUCCGAAUGAUCACUGGGGAUAAUCUCAAUACCGCACGGGCUGUAGCAUUGAAAUGUGGCAUUUUGAACCUCCGUGACAAUUAUUUGUCCCUAGAAGGUAGAGACUUCUGGAGGCUAAUACAUGAUAAACACGGGAAGAUCGAACAGAAGCUUUUAGAUAGAAUUUGGCCCAGACUUCGUGUGCUUGCCAGUUCUUCCCCCAUUGAAAAAUAUGCACUUAUAAAAGGCAUAAUUAACAGUGAUGCUUUGGGAGUGAAGCAGGUUGUAGCUGUAACAGGUGAUGGUACUAAUGAUGGCCCAGUGUUAAAAGUAGCAGAUGUUGGGUUUGCCAUGGACAUCAUUGGAACAGAUAUCGCUAGAGAAGCGUCAGACAUCAUUUUAAUGGAUGACAACUUCACAAGCAUUAUGAAAGCGAUUAUGUGGGGGAGGAACCUUUAUGACAACAUCUCCAGGUUCCUCCAAUUUCAGCUGACUGUCAGCGUAGUGUCAACGGUUGUGGUAUUUAUAGGAGCAUGUGUGACACAGGAUUCGCCACUUAAUGCAGUACAGAUGCUGUGGAUCAACCUCAUAAUGGAUGCAUUUGCUUCCCUUGCCUUAGCCACUGAAAAACCAACUGAGGCACUUUUGCUAAGACCUUAUGGAAGGAAGGAGUACCUCCUAUCCAGUUCCAUGGUAAAGUACAUUUUGGGCCAUGCAGCCUACCAGCUUACAGUCACUUUUGUUCUUAUGUUUGUUGGUGAAGAGCUCUUUGGUUUUGAGAGUGGAAGAAAAGCUCUUCUCCAUGCUCCUCCUUCCACCCACUAUACGAUGGUAUUCAACACUUUCGUUAUGAUGCAGCUUUUCAAUGAAAUUAAUGCUCGAAAGAUUCAUGGAGUGUGUCCCAAAUUAUGCAGUGACUAUGACAGCCAAUGGCACGAUAGAGAUUUUUCCUUCCCCCAAAUUUUAUUUAUUUUUAAUACCCUUCUCUAAGUAAAGCUGCAAAUUCACUCCUUCAUCCUUUCUCAGAUAAAACGUUUUACAGUGAAUAUGAAGCCCGUUACCUGCAAUGACAGAAACAAAUGAAAUAUCUUAAGAGAUGUUCUUUGGUAAUGGACAAUGGGAACAUGGUCAGAAACACAUGGAUUGAAUGGAGAGGUAAUGCAAGAAAUAUCUAAGGGAACAACUGAGAGGCACUAUUUAUAAUGUUUUCACUUUUUGCAUUUUCUUUUUAAAAAAAAAAACAGCCUCAUGGGUAAAGAAUAAAUGUGUGCAUUAAUAUUUGUUGUUAAUCACAAGAUUGGGUUAUAUGUAUUAUAAAGGAUAAAAGCCUGUUGAGAAGGUAUGGAUUCUAACUAUUCCUGUUCAGCUGUUAAUAACAAAAAUUCAGUCAGUAAACUUCAACCUUUAAAUAUUGUUAUAUUUAGAGGAAUAGGGAGUUUCCUUGGAACUUGUAUUGACUCCUUCCUUGUAUAUUAUAUAAAAAUAAUAAAUGCUAUUACAAAAACAUAGGUAACAUGAGUACUUUGUAAAAAUACAAGCAGUUGUGAUCUA